AUUUUUGUGAGGUUAAAUGUAGUGCUGUUGUUAUUUGAAACUGUCGUGGUAGUAAAGUACAAAAUUCUAAGUUUUAACAAAAAACAGAUAUCUCGGGUUUAUCCUCAAUGAGAAAAUAAAACGAUUUCAGCUUCAACUAUAAUCGAAAAUAAUAACGGUUGAAUCGACUAGUCUCGGUCCUCUUAUUUCCGCUGUUUUAAAAUAAAAACCUCGAAAUGUUUACACCAUGAAGGCUAGGUUGAUCGGAUGGUGUCAGACUGUAUACUAGUAAGUUUGUCGGAGGUGGAAAGCGCCGAGUCGGAACAUUUCCUGCGACCUGCCGGUGCAGGGUUCAACUAGAACCAGUAACGACGCCCUGCAGCGCUCUACCGGCGGAAGCCGAUUAAUCAACAUUCUGCAGAACAGGAACAGCUGACCCGUCCGGCACUGACCGUCGCCAGUCACCAACUUCCCCGGGAUCCGCCUAAUUUGGAGCCCAUGUGUCACUCGAACGCGUUAAUUUAACUGUUCCGGCUCAGCUUCGGGUCGUUCGUCUGUUAUGCCAUUCCGCGGUCGAUGUGAAACACGGCCUAAUCGCCUUUUCGGUCUACCUGCACACGGCCAACUUGUAAUGGAAUUUAGCUGAGAAUGAAUAUUUUCCCGGGGUCUCUUCUGCUCCUGCUCAUCCUCGUUUUAAAAAGACCAUGGAUCGCCUCCGCCUCCCUCGGAAACUCGUUUCCCACCUACAAGACCUGCGUCGAAAUAUGCAGAAUGGAUCUCUGCGACAAAGCUGGUUAUUAUUAUUCGAAGCGGGACCUGAUUCCAUUGCCACUGCUGCUGCUUUGGAAAUGCUCAGACGACUGCCAGUACAGAUGCAUGUGGGGAGUGGUUAGGCUGUUUGAAAAUAAAGGGUGGCCAUCGCCUCAAUUUCAUGGAAAAUGGCCGUUCAUCAGGUUUUUAGGCGUACAAGAACCUGCAUCGGCCUUGUUUUCGAUCAUGAACUGCUGCAUGCACAUCAAGAUGAUGGUUUCAUGGCUCAAAAAGUAUGAAUCCAAUGUGCCAAUGUUCAAAAUCUGGAUUUGCUAUGGACUGAUAUCAAUUAAUGGAUGGCUUUGGUCAACCAUAUUUCACACUAGGGAUACACCGUUCACAGAGCUCAUGGACUAUCUUUCAGCAUUUGCUAUUGUUUUUUCUGGAGCUUAUGCAAUGGGAAUGAGGAUUUUGAUCGGAGCAAGGAAACGAUAUUCUGUGAUAUAUACUGUUGUAUGUUUUCUGUUCUUUUUUAAUCAUGCUCUCUACUUAUCCUCAGGACCAUUUGAUUAUGGUUACAACCUUUUUGCAAAUGUUUUUGUCGGUGUCCUUUCUGCAGCAUUGAGUGGCAUUUUACUUUUAAAGAACCGUCAUCUUCCUCAUUGUAAAAAUCUUUUUAUCGCAGUUUUCGCCCUCCUUUGCUGUAUGUAUUUUGAAAUUCACGAUUUCCCGCCGUACAUGUGGGUUUUGGACGCACAUGCUUUAUGGCAUCUCUGCACAUGUCCAGCAAUUUAUUUCUUCUGGAGGUUUGUCAUCGACGACACGAGGUACCUACAACGAACUCAAACGUACAACAAAUUGUAAAUCGGCUCUUAAAACUAAAACAGUCAAUUUUAAUGCAAUCAAAAUAUUAUAUAAUAAUAAUUAAAUUAUGUUUAAUUCAAAAUUUUAACUGUUUAUAUAGUGUAUUAAAUUUUUAUAUAUUUUAUAACUCUUUAUACAUAAGUCUUAAGACAGGGUCUAGGACUUGAUUUUUUUCUGCUAGAAAAGUUUUUAGUUUAUCUUAGAAUAUAUUUAACAAAAGCUAGAACAAAUUGUUAAUCACAUAGUAAUUUCCAUUUAAGUGAAUUUUCAACUUUAUCUUUAAAUAUUUAUGAAAAUGUUAGUAUGCAAUACCAUUAAAGUGAUAAAUGGUAAAACUUUAAAUAAAAUUGAUAGCUUGAUUCUUAUUUUAUAAUUGAUUUUUAAACACUUUAAGAUUAUUUUUUUCUUAUAAAUUGUGUUUUUGUUGAACAAAUCUUUCUCAUUUUUUACAGCAGACCAGUCGUCAACUGAAAAAUGUCGUUAAUACUUGUUUUUAAAAACAAACAAAAAACCGUUCAAUCUCGAAAGUGCAAUACAAUGUGCCUUAUGUUAAAAUUUCAUAUAUUUUAUAAAUUUUUACAAUCAUUUGUUGUAUUUUAAAAAAAUCCUUAUUAUAAAAUGUUAUUGUUCAAGUUUAAACUGACUAGAUUUAAAUUUCCGUUAAUUUUAACAAUAAAAUGUGUUGAAGGAUGUACAAUGUUUUUUUUUUUAACUAUUUACAAAUACAUUUUUGGAAUUAUUAAUCUUCUCG
This is a messenger RNA of Cimex lectularius (bed bug), 2344 nucleotides long. It is a transcript of the gene PGAP3, whose product is annotated as post-GPI attachment to proteins factor 3. Gene Ontology annotation, molecular function: hydrolase activity, acting on ester bonds. The record is from RefSeq and is a predicted model, not a curated record. Bases 628 to 1593 code for a protein of 321 amino acids. Gene Ontology annotation, cellular component: endoplasmic reticulum membrane. Lineage: Eukaryota; Metazoa; Arthropoda; Insecta; Hemiptera; Cimicidae. The transcript is spliced from 9 exons. Gene Ontology annotation, biological process: GPI anchor biosynthetic process.